AUGCCAUUUGGAAUAGCAUAUGAUGUAAUUUGCACUUUGUCACGUUGGUGUAUUUAUGGUUUCUAUAGAGAAAUUAUAACAAUUGGAUAUGAAAAUGUACCAAAAGAAGGUCCAGUUAUUGCUUGUUCUACACAUCAUAACAUGAUCGUCGAUCCAGCAGUAUUGGCAAACACAUUUCCUCAUAAGAGACGAUUACAUUUCUGGGCGAAAAAUUCAUUAUUUGGAAAUAAGUAUUUUAAUCUCGUUUUAGCUAGCGGUGGAGUUGUUCCUGUUGAUAGGACAACAAAGAACAAUAAAGCAUUAUUUUCUGCCACUUUUGAAGUUUUAAAACUCGGUGAAGUUGUCGCCUUGUUUCCGGAAGGAACAUCACAUUCACAAUCACGAUUGUUAGAAUUAAAGGAUGGUGCUUCUUGGGCUGCAUUGGAAUAUGCCGCUCUCGUAUCAGAUCUUGAGUCAAAGAGUGGGGACAUCAAAAAACAAUCGGAUAUUCCCGAGAUGGCUGCAAUCAUUCCUGUUGGACUUAUUUAUGUUCAAAAAUCAAAAUAUAGGAGUAGUGUUAUUGCUACAUACGGUUCACCUAUACAUGUUGAAUCAUAUCUUGAAGAUUUCAAAAAGGAUGGCCGGUCUACCGUCAAACGAUUGACUAAACAUAUUGAGGCUGAAAUGGAAAAAUUAACUAUAAAUGCGCAUGAUUGGGAAACUUCUAAUGCAGCAACAAUGGCUAGGCGGCUUUUAUUUUCAGUUGAUAAACGCGUACCACUUGAAGAUUAUGUAAAGAUAACACAAAGUUUGAUAAAUUUUUUCACAAAUUCGACCUCCGAGGAAAUAAUAUCUUUGAAAAACAAUUUAAAUCAAUACAAAACCUCAUUGGAUGAACUUCGAUUAUUCGACACGGAUAUUGCACGUUAUGAAAAUCGUAGUCUUACAAUUCCAUGGGCACUAUACACAUUCUCAUGUGAAUUUGUAAAAUUUGUUGCUCAAUUACCGUUUUUCUUACCAGGAUUAUGUUUUCAUUGGCCAAUAUAUGUAUUGGGUACAUUAUCAGCAAAAUAUGAAAAAUAUGAAGAAUCAAGAGCACAAAAUAAAAUAGCAUUAGGAUUGGUAUGGUUAAUGAUAGCUUAUACAGUAUUAUUCUUUGUUAUUUGGACAACAAUGUUUUUUACUCCUUUGGGAUUUUUGCUUGCUGCCAGUGCUGUAUUUAUUUUUGCUUGGUAUCAUAUCGCACUUGUUGAUAGUCAUUAUGAUGCAUUCAAGGAACUUGUAUCAUCUUUCAGAUUACUCGCAGCUUUAUGUGGUGGAAAAGGGAGUUUACCAAGAGAUCAAGUGGAAAAUUUAGUAGAGAAAAGAUAUUUGUGUCUUCGAAGUUUAAAGAAAAUUGGUGAAGAAUAUAGAAGUAAAAGUGAUGAUAUGAGAGUAGUAUUAGAACUUUGUGAAAGAGAACGUACUUAUGAAGGAAAGAAAUUAAGAUGA
Molecule: messenger RNA, 1470 nt
Organism: Rhizophagus irregularis DAOM 181602=DAOM 197198
Lineage: Eukaryota; Fungi; Glomeromycota; Glomeromycetes; Glomerales; Glomeraceae
Biological process (GO): phospholipid biosynthetic process
Molecular function (GO): glycerone-phosphate O-acyltransferase activity; glycerol-3-phosphate O-acyltransferase activity
Source: RefSeq, a predicted model, not a curated record